CGCCCGCGGGGGACGCGGGGCCCGCACCCGCCGCGCCUCCCCGGGGCCAUGAAGGUGAAGGUGAUCUCCGUGCUGGAGGACAACUACAUGUACCUGGUGAUCGAGGAGAGCACCCGCGACGCCGUGGCUGUGGACGCGGCCGUCCCCAAAAGGCUGCUGGAGAUCAUCAGGAAGGAGGACGUGGUGCUCAGGGCCAUCCUCACCACCCACCACCACUGGGACCACGCCAGGGGCAACGAGGAGCUGGCCCAGCUCUUCCCCGGCCUGCGGGUGUUCGGGGCUGACGAGCGCAUCGGGGCCCUCACGCACAAGGUCACCCACGGCCAGGAGCUCUCGUUUGGGGCCAUCAGGGUGAGGUGCCUCUUCACCCCGUGCCACACCUCGGGCCACAUGUGCUACUUCAUGUGGGAGGACGAUUCCCCGGAUGCUCCGGCUCUUUUCUCAGGUGACACCCUGUUCGUGGGGGGCUGCGGGCAGUUCUUCGAGGGGACAGCGGAGCAGAUGCACACCAACCUCACCCAAAUCCUGGGGACUCUGCCCAAGGACACGGUUUUCUGUGGCCAUGAAUGCACCGUCAGAAACCUCAAAUUCGCCUUGAAGGUGGAGCCAGAGAAUGAAAUGGUGAAGGAGAAGCUGGCGUGGGCCAGGGGAGGAGCCCGUGCAGAGGUUCACGGGCAGGACGGACCCCGUGGAGGUGCUGAGGACGCUGCGCUCCGAGAGGGACAACUUCAAGAAGCCCAAGGAGAGGCCCAACCCCCAGGCCAUGCUGGCCUUCGACUGGGGGCUCUUCGGGCCCUUCCUGGAGAAGAAGUGACACCCCCAGGGCUCCCUCCUGGCUGUGCCCAGCUCGGAUCCACUCCCAGCUGGGCACUGGAUUUUGUCUUUAACCCGCUUUGUGUGAGGCUGCUCUGCUCUGCUCCGCUCCCCCUCUGGAUCCUGGGAUUCCCUGUGGAGCAGAUCCCUUUGGAGAGCCCGGGCUGUGGGGCUGGGAUGCUGGCAGAGGGUCAGGCCAUGGGGCAGGGGACAGUUUUGAGGUCAGUGCAGGAGCUGCCAGCUGUCCGUGGCCAUGGAAGGGAGGCAGGGAAGGGCAGGGAAAAGCGGGAAUGCUCAGGGAUUGUGCUGCUCCCCCAGUGCAUCCCAAUCCCAGGGUUUGUGUGGUGCUGGCUUUGGAUCCCCAAACUGGGAGGCCACUGGUGGCACCAGUGCCCACCCAACUCCAGCCCCGUGCUAACAAACUCCUCAUCACAGCAGGGGUUGGGUGGGUUUUCCCCCCUUUUUCCCCCAGUUUUUCCAGUAAAUCACACAGGGAUUUCUGUAGGGAUUUGUCGCUGCCUUGGGGAGCCCCUUGGACCACGUGGAGUGUCCAGGUGGAGCCCAGGGUCUGCCCCAGGAGGGAUUUCCCAAGGUGGGACAGAUUUGGGGCAGCCAAGAGAGAAAGUGCUGCCAGGCACCCCUUGCUUUUUGCUUUUCCCAAGAUAAAAACUGGAGAACACUUGGUGCCAACUCCAUGGACACUGCCUUGCCCUCAGGAGCCCGGGAGCAGCUGGGGCUCCCAGGCCUCCCCAGCCUUCACUUUGUGCAGAAUCAGGGCUGUGUUUUAUUUCUUUUUAAGUCUGAGAAAGGUGCAGAGUUUUAUUUGCAGAUGUGGGGAGGCAUUUCACACCACUGAAGUCAUUACCUUUUUUUUUUCUUGUGGAUAAAAUGAGGGUUUGGUGGCAGCUCCCAGCACUGGGAUGGAGUUGAUUUCAGGGAUUUUCAUGUGUGGACUGUGAAUUUCUUUGUUGCCACUGGAGUCUGGUUUGGGGCUUUUUCCUGUGCUACAAACUGGACCAAGGUUUUCUUUUUUCCUUUUAUUAAUUUAUAGUUUGGAUUUAUUUCCCUGCGUGGAAAGGGAAGGAUUUUUGGUACCAUGGCCUGAAUUCCUCAGUUUCCAUCAAAUGCUGGAGUUGGGGAUGUCCCCUGUGUGUUCCUUUGGGAUUUUAUUGAUCCUGGGAGCAGGGAUGCUCCUGUGUGUGGGACCCAGCCCUGAGCCUGGGACAAAUUCCAGCUGUUCCCAGUGCCAGCACAGAGAUCCCAGGGAGUCCUGGGUGGCUUCAGUGACCUCAGAGCGUGUUGGUGACCUGGGAACUGGGGAAGUGACAAAGUGUAGAGCCCUGAUUAUUUCAUUUCCUGCUAAUUUAGCUUGACUGAUUGUGCAUUUCUGGGCUGAUGCUCUGCACUGAUUCCAGGCUGGAGCCUCUCCCUGUCCCCGUUUCCUGGUUUAGCCAAAUCCCUGCAUGGAAAAAGGGAAUUCACUGGAAGCACCAAUUUGCUCCUCAGGAAGGUGGGGAAGGGGCAGAAGGGGGAGGUUGAUGCCUUAGAACACUGUGAGGUCAUUAACGAUCAGCAACAGCUGAAAAAUGGAAAGCUUUUAAUUAAAAACAUGAAAAUCAGCAUUUGCUCUGUGGGUUCAUUGGAAUGUGCAGAGGAAGCUUUGGUUCCUGCCAGCCCCAAGGUCAGGAAUUACUUUGUGGUAAUUUUGGGAUGCUCUCCAUCAGUAAGUGCCUGUUCUGUCUGGAUUUAGGGAUAUUAUCCCUCAG
This is a messenger RNA of Pseudopodoces humilis (Tibetan ground-tit), 2579 nucleotides long. Lineage: Eukaryota; Metazoa; Chordata; Aves; Passeriformes; Paridae. The record is from RefSeq and is a predicted model, not a curated record.